Molecule: messenger RNA, 357 nt
Organism: Paramecium pentaurelia
Lineage: Eukaryota; Ciliophora; Oligohymenophorea; Peniculida; Parameciidae
Source: the annotation of a GenBank genome assembly
AUGUAUUAUAUAAAUAAAAUUAAAUUCAAUGGCAGAAUAAUAUAAAUGUUAAACAAAUUAUUAAUGUUCAAAAGAGUCUAAUUGAUGGUAUUAUAAGUAGUGUAAUUCUCUAUUAUUUCAUAAUUAAACCUAAAACCAUGUUUGUAAGGAAUAAUUCAAUUUUAUUAUUAAUUGAUUGAGCAUUAUAUGUAAUAAGUAUUAUUCAGAUGAUGAUGAUACUCUAAGUCUUUUAUUUUAUAUUUGUUGUAAGUACUAAAUGUGUAGUAGCCAUUAAUUGGUUAAAAAGUUUUAAAAGCAUAGGAUUAUUUUAUGAAUUAUUUAUUAAUAUUAUUAUUUUAUAAACAAAUAAAGAAAUGA